Molecule: messenger RNA, 2302 nt
Organism: Odobenus rosmarus divergens (Pacific walrus)
Lineage: Eukaryota; Metazoa; Chordata; Mammalia; Carnivora; Odobenidae
Gene: ALDOA
Product: aldolase A, fructose-bisphosphate
Exons: 14
Coding region: 964-2091 (375 amino acids)
Biological process (GO): glycolytic process; fructose 1,6-bisphosphate metabolic process
Cellular component (GO): cytosol
Molecular function (GO): fructose-bisphosphate aldolase activity
Source: RefSeq, a predicted model, not a curated record
AGCGCGGCGCGGAAUCCGCGAACUGCCCGCGGCCCCGAGGGUGCAGCUCCUGGACUGACUGGCGCUGCCCUGACCCAUGGACGCCUCCUCUAGCCUGUGGAAUCCCACCCCGGCUCCCGUCAGCAGUCCUUCCCUGCUGCUCCCCAUCCCUGCCAUCGUGUUCAUCGCUGUGGGCAUCUAUUUGUUGCUGCUCGGCGUAGUGCUGCUCACUAGGCACUGCCUACUGGCCCAGGGUGGCUGCACCGACUGCAGCUCCCCCUGCAGGAAGCAAGGUGCCUCCAGGCCCCAGGACUGUUGCUGGACUUGUGCAGAAGCCUGCGACUUCCCUCUGCCUAGCCCAGCCCACUGCCUGGACACCUGCUGCCCCCAGCCCACAGAAGCGGGUUGGGCCCCUAGCUGUCCCCGCUGCUGUCCGCUCUGUGACUGUGCCUGUGCUUGCCAGCCUCCUGACUGCCAGAGCCUCAACUGUCUCUGCUUCCAGAUCAAGCUCCGAUGAGGGCCCGGAGUCCCUGCCCCUUGGGGCGUGGCCAGCCCCCAGGGCCCACAUGCCCCGCUCCCUGACGGGGCCUCUAGGCCCCUGGAACCACAAAUGGCCUGCCCAGCUCAUCGGCCUGGGAACCAGCGGCGGAGAGCCUGGCUCCCUGCAGAGCAGGACUCAGAGAGCCCCUGGCCAUUUGGACUGCAGCCCCUUUGGAGGGCCAGGAGGGAGAGGGGCUAGUGCUCUGGCAGGUCAACCUGCCCACCUCUCCCCCUUGCCGCAUAAACUAUUAUAAUUGAAGGUGAGGGUGGGAGACACUGCUCACCACAGACCACCUCAUGGGACGAACUUGGGCCUGGAGUAUCAGGAUAUAGGGGUACCACAGCCACACAGUGUCCAUGGACUCUCGGUUAUCUUGAGAUUCCUGUGCGAAGAUUGAUUUCUCUUGACAACCUCUGAGGGCUUCAGACUGGAUUUCCAAGGAAAUGUCCUCCAAAGUACCGGAACUGACCGGCACCAUGCCCUACCAAUACCCAGCGCUGACCCCGGAGCAGAAGAAGGAGCUUUCCGACAUCGCUCACCGCAUCGUGGCUCCGGGCAAGGGCAUCCUGGCUGCAGAUGAGUCCACUGGGAGCAUCGCCAAGCGGCUGCAGUCCAUCGGCACUGAGAACACAGAGGAGAACCGGCGCUUCUACCGACAGCUGCUCCUGACCGCCGACGACCGCGUGAACCCCUGCAUCGGGGGCGUCAUCCUCUUCCACGAGACGCUCUACCAGAAGACAGAUGAUGGGCGUCCCUUCCCCCAAGUUAUCAAAUCCAAGGGCGGUGUUGUGGGCAUCAAGGUGGACAAGGGCGUGGUACCCCUGGCAGGAACAAAUGGCGAGACUACCACCCAAGGGCUGGAUGGGCUGUCUGAGCGCUGUGCCCAAUACAAGAAGGAUGGAGCUGACUUUGCCAAGUGGCGCUGUGUGCUGAAGAUUGGGGAACAUACUCCCUCAGCCCUUGCCAUCAUGGAAAAUGCCAACGUUCUGGCCCGUUACGCCAGCAUCUGCCAGCAGAAUGGCAUCGUUCCCAUCGUGGAGCCUGAGAUCCUCCCUGAUGGGGACCACGACUUGAAGCGCUGUCAGUAUGUAACCGAGAAGGUGCUGGCUGCCGUCUACAAGGCUCUGAGUGACCACCACAUUUACCUGGAAGGCACUUUGCUGAAGCCCAACAUGGUAACCCCAGGCCACGCCUGCACCCAGAAAUAUUCUCACGAGGAAAUCGCCAUGGCAACUGUCACAGCCCUGCGCCGCACAGUGCCCCCCGCUGUCACCGGGAUCACCUUCCUAUCUGGAGGCCAGAGUGAGGAGGAGGCAUCCAUCAACCUCAAUGCCAUCAACAAGUGCCCCCUGCUGAAGCCGUGGGCCCUGACCUUCUCCUAUGGCCGAGCCCUGCAGGCUUCUGCCCUGAAGGCCUGGGGUGGAAAGAAGGAGAACCUGAAGGCUGCCCAGGAGGAGUAUGUCAAGCGAGCCCUGGCCAACAGCCUCGCCUGCCAAGGAAAGUACACCUCAAGUGGUCAGGCCGGGGCUGCAGCCAGCGAGUCCCUCUUCAUCUCUAACCAUGCCUACUAAGCGGAGGUGUUCUAAGGCUGCCCCCUCAACACUCCAGCCCCUGCCCCCUCCCACACUCACUCUUGAAGAGGGGGCCUCACCGGGGCUCCAGGCUGCUCUUUCCCAUCACUUUGCCUCCCGCGUGACAUUGGUGUGUGGUGUUGUCUGUAUAUGCUAACUCCAUCUCUUUCCAGCCCACUGCCAAUAAACAACUAUUUAAGGGGGAGUCUGC